CGCGGCAGCGUAUUGACGCCAAAUACAUAUGUGUAUGCCGAACCCUACCGCGUGUAUGCAUUUUUUUUACCGGAGUCGAAGACCGAUCUAACCUAAGAUGAAACUUACUUCGCUAAUAUCUCAGCAGUAUUUGCUAAUUUUAAAGAAAAAUACUGGACUACUGCGAAUAAAUUUUCUUAUCUUAUCAAUUUAGAUGAUCUCAUGCGCAAUUUGCAUCUGACGAAGUAUCAGGCACAGUUUAUGAGAUCUCGGCUUCAGGAAUGGAAUUGGCUGCACAAAUCAACGAACGUGACGUAUUAUAGGAAACGAAAUCAAGUACAGGAAUAAUUCUUCAGAAUAUAAAUUAAGUGAUCUCGAAAAAGCAGUAUGGACUUCCAUUAAGCAAACAACAAAACGUUCUCUUAGCAAACAGAAAUCAGAAAAUACAUUGCCAUUAUGAAUGAAUUAUUACAAAACUGUGAAAGACUUGGGUGUAAUAGACGCGGGUCGAUGUACGCCCGACUUUCAACCGCGGAUUGGCGACGGUGAAGGUCCUAUCGUUUUGUCCAACACUGUAAAUAAAUAGACUCGUCACGAUCGCCGAGUGCUGCACGUUCUUUUGCUAAGAAUAAACGUCUUAUCGCGCUUACGCUUGCCUCAACGCUGGAAAAACCAAUAUCAAUUAUCAGAGAAGAUUAUAAAACGUUGGGGUAGCAUACGAGACAAGUAUAGUCCUCGCAUAGACGCCGACGGUGCACGAUGUUUCAUCUUGUUUCUUUGGUUGUGACUUUGUGUCUGACAGUGACAAUCUUGGUAUUCAUGUUGGUAUGCAGUAUUGGGGAGAAUAAAGUAAAAUGAAACGCUUAACUUUAUAACAGAAUAAUAAAAAUUAGAAGGCAAAAGUCCUAAAGGUCCUCAUAGUAGCCCUAAGCAAACCUUUGACUACAAGAAAGAGAAACAGUUUAUUAAUGAAAGUAUAUGGCUACAAAGGAAAAUAAGAUUUUCUGCAAAUAUUGAAGUAUUGUUGUAUUUAGUUAACAAGUACUUUAUUUAUAAUAUAGAACAGAAAUAAAUCGAGAUCACGUUGAUCAUGUACUAUAAGACCCAGUGUAUACAUCCGUUAUUCGAACGCGUGAUACCGGAAUUAAGGUUUGAGACUGCAAUUUAAAAGUAGCAAUGCACGCACACCUUCGGUAACGCAACGGCACCUUACGUUCUUCUUGCACGCAUUUUGAACUGCAAUUGGAGAUAAAAUCUCACUGAACUCAAAGCACUGUGGUGAAAGAAGUGUGAGGCUGCAUUGUGUAAAUUUAACCGUACGGAUUUCAUGUAGAUUUAACCGCGUAGCUCACAAAUUGUAUCUAGUUAGACUUUAUUAAUGAUCACUUGCAUUUCAAUGUUAUAGCGGAUUGUGAUGUCUCUAUCGCAUACAAUUACUAUGGAGACCUGAAAGAUCCACAGCCAUUGAUCCUAGCGGAGAAUGGCGAUGGUUUUUUCUACCCGAAUAGGGGACGGAUGUUGAUGCUCCAAUCAGGACAGUCUGUUCUCAUAGCGUGCCCUGGCGACAAAAAUAAAAUUGUCGGCACUAAUGUCAAAGAAGCGAUAGCUACCUGUCAAAAUGGUAAAAAUUUUGACGUCAAUGGUGUGACUCGACAAUUCUCAACAAUAACUUGCGAAAGCAAUCCUCAAAUUAGCACCAGGAUCCUGACACAAAAAUGUCUCGGAGACAAGAUCUCCAUUGCCGUUGGAUACCAGUUGACUAACAAGUUCUUGACAACGUACGAAGUCUGCAGGAACGACAACACUUACGAGACUUACUAUUCGAAAUUCAAAUUGACUAAAGCUAACCAAGGUCAAUCUCGCUAUCCCAGACCAACAUGGCGAGCAGAGAACCACUUCAAUGGAAUGGAUGUGGAUCGACUCUACUACUGGGAGACCCAGCGCACAGUAAUCCAAAAUCUUCUGGGCCCUAAUGCGCCAGCAGCUAAACGCGUGAACAAGCAACUGUUCCUCUCACGAGGACACCUGACUGCCAAAGCUGACUUUGUCUACGGCAGUCAGCAGAACUGUACCUUUCAAUACCUAAACGCAGCUCCACAAUGGAGCACCUUCAAUUCGAAAAAUUGGGAAGUCCUGGAAUCAUCCGUCAGGAACUUCACGCAGGCUAAGUCUUUGGACCUGGAAGUCUACACUGGUGUCCACGGAGCAAUGAUGAUGGCUGAUAUCCACGGCAAUCAGCGAGUGAUAACGAUAACAUACCGACACUCGAAGCCGUUGUUAGUGCCGAAAUUCUUUUGGAAGAUCAUCUAUCAUCGGCCCAGCAGGAAAGGCACAGCCUUCGUGGGCCUGAACGAUCCCUUCAUCACAAACGCCACGCCGGAUUUAUAUCUGUGCACUAACAGGAUCGACCCGCACAUAACGUGGCUUUCAUGGUCGUCAAACUACACCCAGGGUCUUUCGUAUGCAUGCACCGUUGAUGAUCUCAGAUUGAAAAUUCCUACAAUCCCUCCGCUAAAAGUGGUGGAUAUAUUAAUAUAACUGAAUAGUUGAGAUAGAUUGGGCCAAUAGGACCUCUUGAAAUACAGUAUUCUCUCCGUAAGAGGGACAGAUGUUCAGCAAAUAUUAAAAGGCUUGUGCAAGAUCGGCCUUACAAAUUCAAAAAUCAAAAUUUCUUAUUUUC
Molecule: messenger RNA, 2659 nt
Organism: Megalopta genalis
Lineage: Eukaryota; Metazoa; Arthropoda; Insecta; Hymenoptera; Halictidae
Product: salivary endonuclease
Biological process (GO): apoptotic DNA fragmentation
Cellular component (GO): mitochondrial inner membrane; nucleus
Molecular function (GO): nucleic acid binding; single-stranded DNA endonuclease activity; metal ion binding
Source: RefSeq, a predicted model, not a curated record